GCCCUAGGUACCUAAGUAGUGUAAAUCCAUGGGUCUUUUCCAAGGUUCCCCACAUACCAAACGGGCAGUUGGAGCUGGAGCUGGAGCUCUUUCUCCAAUGCGAUUUCCUAACCCCCACCACCGAACUUGCCGUUUGUUGAUCGUACAAACAUUAGGUCUUGGAAGCUCCCGGACUUUUUGAGUUUAAGGUACUUUGUACAUGCCUAGGCACCUCCAGCUAUCUUACUCUUGAUCAUCACAACAUUCGAACUUUCCUUUCCACCAACUUUAGUUCUAGAUCCUUUCAACUCAAUUCCAAAAGGCACAGCUACCCCUAUUAUACAACAGCGACAUCAAAUAGGCACGUCGUUCGCGCCCGGGGAUUUAUUCGAUUCUUUUCGAUUCGUCAUAAGUUUCAGGCAAUCGAACGUUCAUCAAUCCAGGCAACCCGAUUCGAUCCGCGACAAUGCGAACCAGGAAUCAGACCCGCGCGGAGGAGGAGAGCGCCGAAGUUACAUCUACCGCGUCUACUGUCGUUACCGUCACUAAGAUCGAGGGCCCGACAACCACGCUUUCGAAGAAGGAGCACAUCGGAAGAGAUGCACCGUCUAAGCUACCGCAGCUGGUCCAAUUUCCCUUGGUCGCUAUCCUUAGUUUAUCAUUGUCGGCACUGGGGUUCGCGCUGAGCUGGAGUUAUACGAAGGGCCCGCUCGUGCAGCAUACGAGAGUCCUGAAUACGUGGUCAGAUUUCGGAAUCUUGACGGGCUGGAGAAUAUUUGAACUCGCGCUUGGGUGGUUCGGGAAAUAUGACGGCUACGAUAUUACGGCGUUGAACUUCCUCUCUCACGGCCCCUUGCUCUACCUUCUAUACGCCUUCUAUUCUUCCCCACCCAGCGCCCUCCUCCUGACUCUCGCUAUCGAAACCCUCGCGACGUACAUCCCCUUCCGCCUCCUGCGCCCGCUUUCCACGGCGCACGCGGACCCGCACCACGCGCCCAACGCCGACAUCGUCGCCGACCGACCCAUCGCGCUGUUGACGACUCUUCUCGCUGGUGCGAUCUACAGCGUGACCCUGUUCUUUGCGUACGCCACGUACCUGCCCACAUACCUUGUCGUGCACUUUACGAACCUGCCGUCCGUCGCCUCCGCCCACGAGGCUACCUACAUCGGACUCCUACCUGUGACUAUAGUCCUCGGGUUCGCAGCACAAGUGUUCGUGUUCACGCCUGCGGAAGGGACAGUCGCUCCGAAGGAUGAGGAUGGGAAGAAGUUCGAUCCGAUGAACGCCAGUCUGUCGGAAACAAUGCGCUGGAACUUUUGGGGCUGGAGUGUCCAGACCAAGAUAGUGAUUCAGAGGACAGUCCUACUGAUGUUGGUUACGGGCGUAAAUACGUUCCUGCUGACGCGCUAUACGAUCGAAGGCGUCGAGACCCCGGGCGCUGCGGCUUGGAGUAGUGUUUGGGUGCUCGCCGCCGCGGUAACGGGGGUGGGUCUUGGUGCUGUCGGGAGCGUCUAGACACACGCGUCCAGGUAGUCGAUUAACAUUAGUAGGGGCUGGGGGCCUGGUGUAUGAUAAGAGAAAAAGCGAAGUGACGGAUAUGGUCGAAUAUAAAACGGUCGGGAAAGGGGGCGUAUUUCGGGGUUAGGUGUGCUUUAUCGCCGGGACUGAGUCUUUUAUAACCGUGCUGACUCCUUCUAAUGUUUAGUUUACCACUUCUGGGUAUCGUUUGAUGGGUGGGCUGCAGUGAAUAUCAGCUUAGUAUCUGGAUGGGGUUAAGGAGAUAAAAAGAAUGCAAAGAAAUUUGAUUAAGGUUGUCCAAGUUCAAUCCAAUGUCGUAUACCUCCGUUGCUUACUAGCCUCCUUAGGUACUUUCCUAGGAUAGGAGUAAUUAAUAGGAACGAGCGAAGAGCAA
This is a messenger RNA of Annulohypoxylon truncatum, 1892 nucleotides long. RefSeq lists its product as uncharacterized. The record is from RefSeq and is a predicted model, not a curated record. The coding region runs from base 446 to 1495 and encodes 349 amino acids. The transcript is spliced from 3 exons. NCBI's taxonomy places the organism in Eukaryota, Fungi, Ascomycota, Sordariomycetes, Xylariales, Hypoxylaceae.